UAGAGGUGACAGUGACUCCCAGGAUGUGCACUUUACGGCUACAAGUGUUUCUACUUCUCUGUGCUGCAGUCGCUAUUGUCUGUCCGUUAAAAUGUACCAACAAACCACCUCACAUCAUCUACAUCCUGGUUGAUGACAUGGGUUGGAAUGAUGUCAGCUUCCAUGGUUCAAACCAGAUUCCGACCCCCAACAUUGAUUCACUAGCCUACCAUGGAAUCAUCCUCAACAGACAUUACACACAACCCCUUUGCACCCCAUCCCGGUCAUCUUUGAUGACUGGAAGAUAUCCUGUCAAUGUGGGAAUACACUAUGCACUUGCUGCAUCUGACAGGACAGGAUUGCCUCUGUCUGAAAAGAUACUACCCCAAUACUUAAAGGAUAUAGGAUAUGCAACCCAUUUGGUUGGGAAAUGGCAUUUAGGAUUUUACAAAAAGGAAUUUACCCCUAUGGAAAGAGGUUUUGACACCCACUUUGGAUAUUGGUCAGGAGCGGUGAGCUACUAUGAUCACAUCAAUGAAGACUUGACCCUUAUACCUCCAAACAGGUACCCCUUCAGUGGUCAUGACCUGAGGAGGAACUACAGCUCAGCAUGGGAUGUGGUGGGUCAGUACGCUACAGAUGUGUUCACUGAUGAAGCUGUUCACCUGAUCGAUAACCACCCAUCACACAAACCCUUGUUCCUCUACUUGGCCCACCUAGCAGUACAUGCAGGCAAUCAGGGAAAGUUGUUGGAGGCACCUCAGGAUGAAAUCAACCGUUUCUCUUACAUAAGUGAUCCAAACAGAAAAUCGUAUGCAGCAAUGGUUUCAAAACUUGAUAAAUCUAUAGGAUUGGUUAUUGAUGCAUUGGAUAGAAAAGAUAUGUUGAAGGAUUCAAUAGUUGUAUUCCUCUCUGACAAUGGAGCUCCAAACAUUGGAAUAUACAACAACUGGGGCUCAAAUUAUCCUUGGAGAGGGCAAAAGGCUACUUUAUGGGAAGGAGCUGUAAGGGCACCUGCAUUGAUCUGGAGCCCUCUAAUAAACUACCCAUCGAGAGUAAGCUACGAGUUGAUGCACAUCACAGACUGGCUCCCCACUCUAAUGUCUGCCACUGGUUGUGAUGUGCAACUGAAGAACAUUGACGGUGCCGACCAGUGGCAUACAAUAUCUUUUGGUUACCCCAGUGUACGUAAUGGACUUGUUGUUGAUGUAGACAAAGAAAAUGAUAUGUACGCUCUCUUAGUUAAUAAUUUUAAAUACAUUAAAGGACCUCUUUUUAAAUGGUCAAAACCUGAAGAGGGUACAUUUUUAAACUUUGACAUAAUAAGAUCGUCAGAAGCGCCAGAAUACAAAAUGGAAGACUUGGUUCAAUCUUCAACAUGGCAAGCUUUGCAGAAGUACUCCAAAAACCCUUAUCUUCAGUACAGAAUAGAAGAACUGAGACAAGGGGCGAGUGUGACCUGCAAUCAUGAUUUUGACCGAACUUUCAACUGUACCACUGAGCCUUGUUUAUUCAACAUACAAACUGACCCAUGUGAACAGAACAACUUGGCAGCAGUUUUUCCUUCAGUAGUACAGCAGUUUGAGGAGCUAAUUAAUUUACACAAAAAAACGGGAGUACCCAAUGUGUCUUUAUACAAAGACCCGGCUUCAAACCCAAAAUAUUUUAACGGUACUUGGGACAUUUGGAUGCAAUAACAAUAAUUGUUAAAUAAUAGGACAAAUUCAGUAUAAACACAUGCAUUUCUUUUUGCUUCAAGUAUACUAUAGUUUAUUAUUUAUGUUAAGUUAAUGCAAGAUGUAAUAAUAUGUUCUUUUUCAUUGUAUUGUACAAAACAGCUCUUUCAAUUAGGGGCCAUCCCAUAAUUACGUAACGCUGAAAUCAAACUUUGAAGACCCCCUUCCUCUUUUGUAACGGACUUAUAAUGGUAACACAAACCCCCCUUAAUAAUUAUGUAAUUGCAACCACCCCCCCCUCCUAAUUUAAAUUAUUCUAAAAAUAGUGAUAUAAUAAAGACAAUUUUAACCUCCAAAGUAAUAUGUGAUUUAUUAAUAUAAAUUAACUAAACCCAAACUUUAGAACAUGUUUUGAACUAUUUCCUGUUUCUAAUUGCCAUAUGCAUUUUUGUAAUUAAAAAUCAAUGAUUGA
Messenger RNA from Homalodisca vitripennis (glassy-winged sharpshooter), 2127 nucleotides. Its product is annotated as arylsulfatase B-like. The transcript has 8 exons. The record is from RefSeq and is a predicted model, not a curated record. The coding region runs from base 24 to 1676 and encodes 550 amino acids. NCBI's taxonomy places the organism in Eukaryota, Metazoa, Arthropoda, Insecta, Hemiptera, Cicadellidae.